AUAAUAUAACUGAUAACAUCACACGAUUAUAAUUUAUAAUAACAACAAUUAUUCACAAACUUGAAAGUUUCAAGUUGAAACUGUUAAAAUGAAUUUCUUCCGUUCUUCGUCAAUCCUCAAAUAUCGUAAUUCAUAAUAUAGUAAUUAGUAAUAGUUAGAUCGCCUGUUCGUGUGACCGUGUAACGAUGGGUGCUACGGCGGCGAACGAACCAAAAUCGGAAAUCUCCAAUUAUGUCAAGUUGAACAUCGGUGGGUCGUUGUUUUAUACGACUGUGACAACGCUUUCAAAACUCGACUCAAAGCUACGCGAUAUGGUAUUGUCAGAAGUGGCACAAAAUGCUGAAACAUUAGAAUCGGAAGGUUGGGUGUUUAUUGAUCGUUGUGGAAAACAUUUUGGCACCAUACUCAAUUUCCUGCGAGACGGUUCUGUACCAUUACCCGAAACGUGCGUUGAAAUAUCAGAAAUACUAGCCGAAACCAAAUAUUACGGCAUCUCAGAACUGCACGAUGCAUGCGAACAGGCGUUACAGAAGAAAAGAAACCGGAAUACAAACAUAACAUGGGUCACAUUGAUAACAUCCCAGAAUGAAGCCCAGAAACUGAUAUCAGUAUCAUCGAAGCCGGUGGUGAAAUUUGCAAUUAAUCGUCACAACAACAAAUAUUCUUAUACAGGGGCAUCUGACGAUAAUCUAUUGAAAAACAUUGAACUGUUUGAUAAACUGGCAGAAAAACAUAAAGAACGUGGUCUAUUCAUUAAAGAUGUUAUUGGAUCAAAUGAAAUUUGCUGUUGGACGUUUUAUGGUCCUGGGGGAGCUGUAAAAAAAGUUGCUGAAGUGUGUUGCACUUCAAUAGUAUAUGCUACAGAUAAAAAACAUACAAAGGUGGAUUUUCCAGAGACACGUAUCCUGGAAGAGACCAUGAAUGUCAUGUUGUUAGACACGCGAAUCAAUAAAUCUGUACAAGAACACGAACUGAUAGAAGCCACAUCUAGUUUAAAUGGCAAUUGUCGUUGUUCGUGUUCAAGUCAGUGGUCAGAUGUACAAUGGGAGAAUAGUACUGCCAGCACAUUAGAACACAACUGAGCACUAUAGCACACUAACUUUCAGUUGUAAACUGUGGCUGUUCACUUUUAUACAAUUAUCAUUUAACAAUAUUUUUAUCAUUGAAAAAGGUUUAAACUAAAAAAAGUUCCCUUUAAAUUGCUGAUCAUUAAUGCAAAUUAUAUCUUAGUGUUAUCUUGUACAAGUUGUAUUUAUUUUGUUGAAGGUUGUUAGACUAAUGAUCUAGAUCAGUGGUUCUAAACCGCUAGUCUGCGAACCGACGCCGAUAC
Molecule: messenger RNA, 1330 nt
Organism: Aphis gossypii (cotton aphid)
Lineage: Eukaryota; Metazoa; Arthropoda; Insecta; Hemiptera; Aphididae
Product: BTB/POZ domain-containing adapter for CUL3-mediated RhoA degradation protein 3-like
Exons: 5
Coding region: 186-1082 (298 amino acids)
Biological process (GO): protein homooligomerization
Molecular function (GO): protein binding
Source: RefSeq, a predicted model, not a curated record